Messenger RNA from Nanorana parkeri, 796 nucleotides. RefSeq names its product fibroblast growth factor 11 (gene FGF11). Lineage: Eukaryota; Metazoa; Chordata; Amphibia; Anura; Dicroglossidae. Gene Ontology annotation, molecular function: fibroblast growth factor receptor binding; growth factor activity. The record is from RefSeq and is a predicted model, not a curated record. The coding region runs from base 57 to 764 and encodes 235 amino acids. The transcript is spliced from 6 exons. Gene Ontology annotation, cellular component: cytoplasm. Gene Ontology annotation, biological process: positive regulation of cell population proliferation; regulation of cell migration; positive regulation of gene expression.
UGGGGACCCAUGACAGCUGACAGCUCCGGAGGGUUCUCGGUGGAUUGGAGACAGUAAUGGCCGCACUUGCCAGUAAAUUAAUUCGGCAGAAGAGAGAGCUCCGAGAUUCCGGAGGAUCACGCCCCGUACCCCCGCAGAGGAAAGUCUGUCCGAGAGGAACCAAAUCCCUGUGCCAAAAACAGUUGCUCUUCCUGGUCUCCAAAGUUCGCCUCUGCAGCCAAAGAGGAGCACUGGACAAAGACCCCGAACCUCAACUCAGAGGGAUUGUGACCCGUUUGCUCAGCCAAGUUGGAUAUUACCUUCAAUUUCUUCCUGAUGGGACCAUAUCGGGGACCACCGAGGAACUGAGCCCUUAUACUCUCUUCAACGUCAUCCCAGUGGGUCUUCGGGUGGUGGCCAUCCAGGGCUCGGCCUGCGGUCAGUACAUCGCCAUGAAUUCUGAGGGUUGCCUCUACGGAUCGCUUCAGUUUACAGCGGAGUGUCGCUUCAAGGAGAGCGUCUUCGACAAUUACUUUGUCACCUACUCAUCCACGCUUUACCGUCAGCGCAGCUCUGGCCGUGGAUGGUACUUGGGUCUGAGAAAAGAUGGAAGGUUCAUGGAGGGCAACCGGGUGAAGCGGCACCGACCCGCUGCCCACUUCCUGCCCAAGCCCCUUCAUUCAGUUGCUCUCUAUAAGGAUCCGUCUGUUCACGAUGUCCUCAAAAUGUCGCCAAAGAGACGCCUGAGUGCGAAGCCCAGCACGCGGGUGAGGGGAGCGCGGUGAAGGACAAGGAACGGGACAAACUGUACAGUCAC